This is a messenger RNA of Talaromyces proteolyticus, 1592 nucleotides long. RefSeq names its product putative FAD dependent oxidoreductase. The transcript has 7 exons. The annotation marks the transcript as partial. Gene Ontology annotation, molecular function: FAD binding. NCBI's taxonomy places the organism in Eukaryota, Fungi, Ascomycota, Eurotiomycetes, Eurotiales, Trichocomaceae. The record is from RefSeq and is a predicted model, not a curated record.
AAUGCAUGUCCGUGCAGUCCUAAGCAAUACAGCUAGCCUCGCUCUACUUGGCGCCAUUGUGCCGGCUGCAGCAGACAUAUGUUCAAACAUAAAAACCGCGUCCAGCUCGAGCGAUAUUCUGUCCGAACCUCUUUCUCUCGCCUACGAGACCGAGAUUCAAAACUACUGGUCCGCCGCCUGCUCUGGCUUGCGUCCGACAUGUAUGGUCUUUCCGACAAGUGCCGAGGAAGUCUCAGACAUAAUCCAGGCACUUCAACAAACAGAUGAUUUAUUUGCUGUCAAAUCUGGUGGGCAUAUGCCCAACAAUGGAUUCUCCAGCAUCCAGGGCGGCUUGCUGCUUUCAACCAAGAAUUUAAAUAAUAUUGUGGCAUACGACGCAGACACACAGACAGCAAAGAUCGGCCCAGGUUUGACCUGGGCUCAAGCACAACAAGGCUUGGAAGGGACGGGUAUGACUGUUGUUGGUGGCCGAUUGGGCGGCGUGGGCAUUGGAGGUUAUAUCCUUGGAGCCGGUCUCAGCUUUUUGAGUGCACAAUAUGGAUGGGCAGCAAAUAAUGUUGUUGAUUUAGAAGUCGUCCUUGCCAAUGGAACAAUUGUGCAUGCUAAUGACUUCGAGAAUGAAGAUCUUUUUGCGGCACUGAAAGGUGGCGGUAGCAGUUUCGGCAUCGUGACUCAGUAUACUUUAAAAACCUACCCAAUCGCUGACAAGGUAUGGGGAGGCGUCAUAACUUUUGGUCAAGACAAAACUCCCCAGGUACUCGAGGCCAUUCGGAAUUUUGUAGAAUACUACCCCGACGACAAGGCCGCGAUUAUUCCUACAUGUGAACACACAGCUCUUUUCACUUCUUGGUUUGUAUUUUUCUUCUAUGAUGGCGAAACUGCUCCGGCAGGUGUAUUCGAUAAUUUUACAGAUAUCGGCUCGUUGACGAGCACCGUUCAAACUUGGGACAGUUAUUACGAUUUACUCCAAAGUAAUGACGAGUAUGAUUUGCACGGCCAACGAUACGCCAUUGCAACCGAAACAACUCCCCUUCCAAGCGCAGAAUUUGGUACAGAAGUCUUGACGAAUAUUUGGGAGACCUUUUAUAAUAUUACUUCCGAGGUCAUCCUUGACACUGGAAUGAUCGGCACAAUUGCCAUGCAACCUAUGUCUCGCACAAUAACGAGCAAAGCGAAAGCGCUCGGAGGAGAUUUACUUGAUUUCCCCGAUACAACAGACUACAUCAUUUUUGAAUUGGAUAUUUCCCACUCUCUUUCACUAGACGACGAUACCACUGAGGCUGCCAUUGAAUCCCUAUAUACAUCAUUGGGAAAUGUUGUGGAAAAUUAUAUCCGAGAAGGCAAGCUACCAGAUGUGUACCGGCCAUUGUUCAUGAAUGAUGCCCACGGUACACAGGACUACUGGGGCCGUAUUGCGCCGUCAUCACGGGCCUUCGCCAAGCAGGUUCGGGAGAAGUAUGACCCAGAAUUGUUUUGGCAGAAGAGGACCAGUGGAGGUUUUAGACUGGGUUAAUCGAUAUAACCGAGUGCCAGAAGACUUAGUGAGGUUGAAAUAAAACAUAUAAGUAGUAUUAAGUAUAUGUGGAAAGGGG